This is a messenger RNA of Penicillium pulvis, 966 nucleotides long. RefSeq names its product putative FHA domain protein SNIP1. Gene Ontology annotation, cellular component: nucleus. Bases 1 to 966 code for a protein of 321 amino acids. The transcript has a single exon. The record is from RefSeq and is a predicted model, not a curated record. Gene Ontology annotation, biological process: mRNA splicing, via spliceosome; maintenance of RNA location. NCBI's taxonomy places the organism in Eukaryota, Fungi, Ascomycota, Eurotiomycetes, Eurotiales, Aspergillaceae. Gene Ontology annotation, molecular function: protein binding; mRNA binding.
AUGGCCGGCUCACAAGACGGUCAACGUGAGCGCAGGCGCACACUUUCUCAAUCCCCAGAUCGAAGCCCCGGCCGACGACGAGACGAUCGGAACAAAGAGCCAAGGAGCUCGCGCCGACAAGAUGAUGACCGUGAAAGCUCUCGCAAAGAAAGCCCGCGGCGAAGGUCAUCUCGCAGCAGAUCAGGGGAUAGAAGGACCCGCGAUGACCGUGGCCGACGACAACGAGAACGCAGAGAACGAUCCACAAGCUCCGCAGACGAGCGCCGCCGAAAACGCAGCCACCGAAGCCACCGACACCGUGACGACCGUGAUCGAGACGGAGAAAGAUCUUCCAGAAGACAUCGCAGCCCCCGUCUCCGAUCGCGCUCCCCACGACCAUCACGCAGCCCACAACGCGCAUUACAACGAAGCGGCCCUCUACCAUCACAAUCCGAUGCAUUCACAGGCGAACUAGUACAAUCCGGCGACGCCCCUCCACCAGAGAAGCAAAAGCCAAAUUACAAGAAUAGCGGUCGCCUCGCAGCCGAAACCAAUACAGUACAAGUCGAAGGUGGCGAAGGAAUUGUGUUGAAGUACCACGAACCCCCAGAGGCUCGCAAGCCACCAGCCAAGGAACCCUGGCGACUUUACGUGUUUAAGGGAGACGAUUUGUUGGAAAUGGUUGAGCUGAGCGAGCGGAGUUGCUGGUUGAUCGGUCGUGAAAGGGCUGUGGUCGACUUUCCUCUGGAUCACCCCAGUUGCUCAAAGCAGCACGCUGCGCUCCAGUUUCGAUAUGUGGAGAAACGAAAUGAAUAUGGCGAUCGCAUCGGAAAGGUCAAGCCGUAUCUGCUUGACCUCGAGAGUUCUAAUGGGUCUACUGUGAAUAAGGAACCCAUUCCUGCCGGCCGUUAUGUUGAAGUGAUGGACAAAGACGUGCUGGGAUUCGGUACCAGCACCCGCGAAUAUGUGCUCAUGUUACCGAAAUGA